Cinclus cinclus is the source of this 1440-nucleotide messenger RNA. RefSeq names its product chromobox 6 (gene CBX6). The transcript is spliced from 6 exons. The record is from RefSeq and is a predicted model, not a curated record. The coding region runs from base 23 to 1288 and encodes 421 amino acids. Lineage: Eukaryota; Metazoa; Chordata; Aves; Passeriformes; Cinclidae.
GCCGCUGAGGGGGAGCAGCAAGAUGGAGCUGUCUGCAGUGGGGGAGCGCGUCUUCGCCGCCGAGUCCAUCAUCAAACGCCGUAUCCGAAAGGGGCGCAUCGAGUACCUGGUGAAAUGGAAAGGCUGGGCCAUCAAGUACAGCACCUGGGAGCCCGAGGAGAACAUCCUGGACUCCCGCCUCAUCGCCGCCUUCGAGCAGAAGGAACGAGAGCGUGAGCUGUACGGGCCCAAGAAGAGAGGACCUAAACCUAAAACUUUUCUGCUGAAGGCUCGGGCCCAAGCGGAGGCCCUCCAUAUUGGGGAUGUACAUUUUUCUGUCAAGCCUGGUUCCAGUACCUCCUCUCCCAAACUCCACUCCAGCGCCGCGGUGCACCGGCUCAAGAAAGACAUCCGGCGAUGCCACCGCAUGUCCCGGCGCCCCCUGCCCCGUCCAGACCCCCAGAAUGGUGGGAGCGUGGGUGGCGGGGCUGGCAUUCGUCCUCCUGUCUCGCCCUUCUCGGAGACCGUCCGCAUCAUCAACCGUAAGGUGAAACCCCGCGAGCCCAAACGCAGCCGCAUCAUCCUCAACCUCAAAGUCAUUGACAAAGGUGGGAAGCCAGCCAAUGGGGCCGGGGGCCUGGCCCGGCCCAAGAUCCCGUCUCGAAACCGUGUCAUUGGCAAGAGCAAAAAGUUCAGCGAGAGCGUCCUCCGCACUCAGAUCCGCCACAUGAAGUUUGGCACCUUUGCGCUCUACAAUAAGCCGUCUGCUGCACCUACCCCCUCUCUGGAGGGCAAGGGGGAGGCUGAAGGCUCCCAGGCAGCCUCCUGUGGGCUCAUUAUGGGCUCCACCCCAUAUGAUGCCCCCAGCUCCAGCUCCUCUGGCUGCCCAUCGCCCGCUCCUCACUCCUCCUCUGACCCAGAUGAUUCCCCUCCAAAGCUGCUCCCUGAGACCCUCAGCCCAGCCAUCCCCGACUGGCGUGAGUCGGAGGUCCUCGACCUCUCAAUCCCACCUGAGUCGGCUGCCACCAGCAAGCGUUCUCCCUCGGGAGGGUGCAGUGGGGGGCAGACGCCCUCUUUGUCCCUCUCCUCUUCUGACCCGGAGCAGGAGGCCGGCGACUGGCGUCCUGAGAUGUCCCCUUGCUCUAAUGUGGUGGUCACAGAUGUCACCAGCAACCUCCUCACUGUAACCAUCAAGGAGUUCUGCAAUGCAGAGGAUUUUGAGAAGGUGGCGGCGGGUGGUGGUGGAGGAGGCAGCAAAGUGGCAAGCAAGGGAACUGUCUGUGAAGAGCAAAACAGUGGGUCACUGUAGGGAUGCUCCGCAAGGACCUUCUUCCUGCGGUGAGGAGAUGAGGGGACUUGUUGCAGCAGAGGGACUUGGGCAGUAGAUCCUCUUUGUGGAGGAAGAAAGGAGUAUGAUCCGGCUUGCAGACACAGCUCACCUGCUUGUGUGACAAAUCCCUC